Pipistrellus nathusii (Nathusius's pipistrelle) is the source of this 921-nucleotide messenger RNA. Lineage: Eukaryota; Metazoa; Chordata; Mammalia; Chiroptera; Vespertilionidae. The record is from the annotation of a GenBank genome assembly.
AUGACCAAGGCCGGUAACAAGGGCGGGAAUCUCCGCGAAAAGCUGGACGGCAACGAGCUGGACCUGAGCCUCAGCGACCUGAACGAGGUCCCGGUCAAGGAGCUGGCUGCCCUUCCGAAGGCCACCAUCCUGGAUCUGUCCUGCAAUAAACUGACUACUCUCCCGUCGGAUUUCUGCAGCCUCGUCCACCUGGUGAAGCUGGACCUGAGUAAGAACAAACUGCAGCAACUGCCAGCCGACUUUGGCCGUCUGGUCAACCUCCAGCACCUGGAUCUCCUCAAAAACAGACUGGUCACCCUGCCUGUCAGCUUUGCUCAGCUCAAGAGCCUGAAGUGGCUGGACCUGAAGGACAACCCCCUGGAUCCUGUCCUGGCCAAAGUGGCAGGGGAUUGCCUGGAUGAGAAGCAGUGUAAGCAGUGUGCCAACAAGGUUUUACAGCACAUGAAGGUCGUGCAGGCGGAUCAGGAGCGAGAGAGGCAGCGGCGGCAGGAAGUAGAGCGCGAGGCGGAGAAGAAGCGGGAGGCCAAGCAGCGAGCCAAGGAGGAGAAGGAGCGGGAGGUGCGGAAGCGGGAGAAGGCGGAGGAGAAGGAGCGCCGGAGGAAGGAGUACGAUGCCCUCAAAGCAUCCAAACGGGAGCCAGAGAAGAAACCCAAGAAGGAAACAAAUCAGGCAUCGAAAUCCAAGUCCGGCUCUCGGUCCCGGAAGCAGCAAUCCCGGAAGCACACCCGGUCCUGGGUGGUGCUGAAGCUGCUGCUGCUGCUGCUGCUGUGCGUGGCGGGCGGGCUGGUGGUGUGCCGGGUGACGGAGCUGCAGCAGCAGCCCCUCUGCACCAGCGUGAACACCAUCUACGACAAUGCCAUUCGGGGCCUGCGCAGCCACCACAUCCUCCAGUGGGUCCUGCAGACCGACCCUCAGCAGUGA